Messenger RNA from Sphaeramia orbicularis (orbiculate cardinalfish), 1878 nucleotides. RefSeq names its product drebrin-like a (gene dbnla). Bases 220 to 1755 code for a protein of 511 amino acids. Gene Ontology annotation, molecular function: actin filament binding. Lineage: Eukaryota; Metazoa; Chordata; Actinopteri; Kurtiformes; Apogonidae. Gene Ontology annotation, cellular component: lamellipodium; dendrite; postsynaptic density. Gene Ontology annotation, biological process: regulation of actin filament polymerization; positive regulation of dendritic spine morphogenesis; postsynaptic actin cytoskeleton organization. The record is from RefSeq and is a predicted model, not a curated record. The transcript is spliced from 15 exons.
CUGCUUCAGAAAUCAGAGUAAAUCAGAGCUUCGGUCUCUCCACUUGUUCUGAUACUGAGCAGUGUUUUUUAAAAGGAGGCACCUCUUGUCCGAUCUGAGUUGUGGAUUUGUAGAAAAAGUUUUUAGCGUUCCACCUGAGGCUGUUGGAUCUUGAGCCGGAUCACUGUGUCAGUUUCCUGGCCGCGUAUUUUGAACUGUGGAUGAAGAAAGUCAGAGAAAAUGUCUGUCAAUUUGAGUAAGAACGGCUAUGAACUCAUGGCUGCUUAUAAAGACGUGGUGGAUGGCAAGUCUAAUACGAACUGGGCACUGUUUACAUAUGAAGGAAACAGUAAUGAUAUUCGCCUUGCAGAAAAAGGAGAAGGCGGAUUAGAGGAGAUGGUAGAGGAACUGAACAGUGGGAAGGUGAUGUACGCUUUCUGUCGAGUCCAGGACCCCAAUUCUGGUCUGCCAAAAUACGUCCUCAUAAACUGGACAGGUGAGGGUGUGAAGAGCUCACGGAAAGGAGUAUGUGCCAACCAUGUGAGCUCCAUGGCCGGCUUCCUAAAGGGAGCUCAUGUGACCAUCAAUGCCCGGGCAGAGGAUGAUGUGGAGCCGGGGGUCAUCUUGGAUAAAGUGUCCAAAGCAUCUGGGGCCAGCUUCAAUUUCCACAAACAACCCAAAGAAGAAUACAAGGACGUACCCAGAGGACCUGUGGGUUCUGUAUAUCGGAAAGUCAAUGCCAUGGAGGAAAUUCAACAAACCAACAAGGACGACUUCUGGUCCCAAGCUCAGAGGGAUGAGGAAAUUCGGAGGAAGGAGGAGAGCAAAAAAAUAGAGCAGGAGAGAAAAGUGUUGGAGAAAGAGAGAAAAGAGAUGGAGGACAGACAGACGAGGGAGAGGGAGAGGAAAGCCAAGGAGAGAGCCCAGCAGAUUGAGCAAGACAAGAUUUAUCAGCGGCAGAGAGAAGAGGAAGAACGAGAGAGGGAGCAACAGCGAAUGAACCAUGAAGAAAAGGAAAACAAGAAGAUAGGCAUCAGUUUUACUGCAUCUGUGCAGAAAGCUAACGAAGCAAAAUCCCUCAUUUCUCAGAGAUCAUUCAACCCCAGAGACGUAUUCAAGCAGAAGGAGCAAAGCUUUGACGGCAACAACAGACUGUCCCCUGUCAUAUCCAGACCUGGGAAACUGCAGAGUCCAUUCCUAUCUCAGAGAGAAGCAGAAAAAGAAAUCCAGAGGGAGCCUGAACACAAACCCUUCUCAGAUCCUGUCCUCCCGCCUAGUCCUGCUCCAGACACUUCAGUGACCCUCCUGUCCCCCGUGACACCGGUCUCACCUGUUUUACUGGACUCACUUGUUGCAGAAGUCCCUCCCACACCAGCAGAAACUGCACCCUCACCAGUCCAGUCUGCAGAUGCUAUUUACACUGAAGAAGAGGAAUGGUCAGAUGAGUUUGAUGAUGAAGGAGAAGAUGAAACCACAUCAGCUAAAUCUCCAGUUGAAGACUUGUAUGAGUCACCACAGACACACAGGACGGAGGAGGAGGAUCUGUAUGAAAAUAUAGACACUGCAGCGGGUGAAGAACACCAUGUGGAAGCUGGAGAACAGAACAUCUGUGCUAAAGCUCUGUAUGAUUACCAGGCUGCGGAUGACACUGAGAUCACCUUUGACCCUGGUGACAUGAUAACUGGGAUAGAAAUGAUAGAUGACGGCUGGUGGAGGGGUUAUGGACCUGACGGACACUAUGGCAUGUUCCCGGCUAAUUACGUUGAGCUUCUCUAAUUGUCCGUGGAUUUUUAUAUCACUGUAAACAUAUGGUACUGGUGCAUGCAUUUUUUUAAUUAAAAAAGACCUCUGUGAUGACAGACAAUUGAUUAAAUUACUCAGUAUGUGUUUUAACUUGUU